ACUCACUUUUUCAGAAUUAGCUAGCUAACGUCAGCUAGCUUAACCCAGCCUACCUCCCAGUUCAUACCACAGGCACCACUCAUUUGGGGACUAUUUCUGCUCGUAUGCGGCAUCAUACUGUUAGACUAGUAAGGGCUGAGCAUGCAGAGCCUCUUUCCGUUUGCUAAUGGGGAUAGGCCAAGAAUAGGCAAUGUAAACGGAACGAGGACUAGUUAGCACAACAACAACAACACAAACAGCAAGGGGCAGAACAGCUGAGCUGCGUAGGUCGGUCUGUAUAUGUUUCUGGUUCAUGUACAGCUGGUAUUUAGAGAUGAGCUGUGAGUAAUGGCUCAUUUUAUCCGUAAUGUUACACAUUAAAAUGUAACGGCAGCGUUGUAGUUAACGUCAGUUUAGAUACGCAGCCUGCAGGCCGCGUCUCAACAGAUUUCUAACUUAUUUGCUAACACGACAUACGUCAUGUAGCUACAGAAAAUACCUUCAUCAGUUCAUCUGAUUGGUAGCAGUACUGAUCUACCAGAUCAGAUCAGUUUCUGGAUAUCUACCCGUGUGUCUCUUCAAAUCAUUUCACUGGACCACCGUGUAUCACUCAGCCCCCACAAGCAGUGAACUGGGGUUUCUGCCAGCCAUGUAUUCAUUUUCAGGCCCCACAAGCCUUCCUGAAUUUGAUCUCGGACCUCCAAGUACACCUGGUCACCUACAGAGAGCAACACGCUCUAACAGCUGGGAGACACGAUGCCAAAGGAAGCACAGGAGGAGAGUUGAUGAUGAAGGAUGCCUUGCCAAAAGGAGGAGGUUGAUGGUGGAGGCAGAAGUGGACAUUUCACAAAGCCCCAGCACUAGCACAUGUCAGGACUGGCCUCCAAAAGCUGCCAACAGCUGUCCUCCUCUGUCUGCACAACAAGCCAGCCCGACACUUCCACAGCCCUGCCCAGCACCUCAGAACUUGACUUUGCUGCAGCCUUCCUCUGCCCUGUCCCGAACUGAGACAGAGAGCUCCUGCAUGGAGAUAGAGGCAGCUCAGAGGAAACUUCAGGAGAUCGAAAACAGAAUAAUGCUGGAGGAUGACGAUGAGGAUGAAGAUCUCGAUGUAGAGCCAGCCCCAAGACGGCCGGUGCUGGUGAUCUCAGACAGUUUAAAGGAGGGUCUACAGCGCGGCAUCAGUGACAUCCUCCCCCACACAGUAGCCCAAUCUGUGAGCCAUUCCUGCAUGGAGUUGGUGUUGUGGCGGCCACCGGAUGAUCCCUUCUGUCAGAGACUAAAGGGCUCAUUACAGAAACAGCGUAAACAACAGACAGUAUCUCGGCAACCCCCGACGCCGUGUCCAUCUCCGACCCCUCACAGUACCCUCAGUCCCUCCAGUCCACCUGUAGACACACACUCUCCUCUGUACAGUUUUCCUGCGACCCACAGCUCUGGAGAGGAAGACAUGGAAAUGUAAUAGUAUAUGCCAAAGCAGAAGACUGGACAUGUAGUCACAUUAAAGACUAUAAAGGACUCAGAACCACUUUAAGUUGGUCAGUUUGGCAAGGUGUGUUGGCUUUACAUGAGUAUUGUGCUGUUCUGGACAGUUUGUACAACACAUCGUCUGCUUUACAAUCACUUACUUUUGAUUUUCUGACUAUAAUCCCAGGCAACUACAAGUAAGAUGUUCAUUCAGUUAAAUCUCCAAGGCGACAGUCACAAUCUCAAGACCCUGAAAGGUUUUAUAGGCUGCCUUACAUAACCUGUUUCAUAUAACUUAUAGGAAUGACCUUUGCCCUUAGUAAUAAUAAUUUGUAUAUAAUUUUGCCAAAGCCUGGCCAACAACACACUGAUUUACUGUAAAUAUAACCUGUUCUUUGUUUGACAUCAGUGUGUCAUUGAAUUUUGUAUUUUUAUGUUCAGUUUUGGGCCUAGUUAACAGAACACUAAAUUGUUCCUGUGUGUUCACAUUUGCUCACAGCAUGACUUUCUGCUCGCAGUUGUACUUGUUGUGGUAGAAAGAUUAUCUUCCUAUAGUGCUUAGCAAGUACACCAUCUGUGAGCUUUGAGAGAAGUCAUGGAAAUGCACCUUUUAUGAUUUGAUUGUAUUUUCAUAUAUAUAUAUAUAUUACUGGAAUUGCAACCAGCCAUUGAGUGUUAUUACUUUAUAUUUGUUAUCAAAUAAAAUUUUACAUUGUCAAUGUAAAAAAUUCUACAUGG
Molecule: messenger RNA, 2184 nt
Organism: Thunnus maccoyii (southern bluefin tuna)
Lineage: Eukaryota; Metazoa; Chordata; Actinopteri; Scombriformes; Scombridae
Gene: ccdc117
Product: coiled-coil domain containing 117
Exons: 5
Coding region: 629-1441 (270 amino acids)
Source: RefSeq, a predicted model, not a curated record